CGCGCCAUCGAGACGCGUCUCAAUUAAGCCCAAGAGGGAACCCCACCAUGAAUUGGGCCAAACCGUCAGUUGAACAUUGACAGUGUCGUCGCCGUGAGCAAGCAGAAAUACAUCCUCAAGGCCAGUAUCGAUCUGAUCUUCAAGAGAUAGUCUCGCAGAGAUCAGCCUGACGAAAGGCCGACUGCCCUCUCUGAUAGAUCGUCUCCGCCAGGGCGUCGCGUGCAGACCAAACAUCAAAUAUCACCCUCGCACACCAAAACCCCCUCCCCACAUUCAUUCCUUCGCCCCCGGAGGACAUCGAAGGAAAACGCAAACCCAAGACAGACGGAGAGAAGCACAAUGGAGCCGAUAUCGACACCGCGCGUCUCGUGCCGCCACCUGGACACCUUUGUUGGCAAGAACGUCCUCGUGGUGGGGCAGGUCAUCCAGCUCCGCGGCGAGACGGCCCUGCUGGAGACGGACGGGCAGGUCACCUGCUUGCUGAACCGGGAAGCGCAUCUCACUCCGGGUAACUAUGCCCAAGUCAUCGGCAAGGUAAACCCGGACCUGUCAGUCAAGGUGCUCAACUCGCUCGACCUGGGAACCAACGUCGAUGCCAACGGAGUUCAGAGCGUGAUUGAUGUCACGCAUCGGUAUCCCGACCUGUUCAUGUUCCGAGGUUGAGAUGGCAAUUUGCCAUUUUGGGGUUAAAGGGCAGGCGGCUGGGGGUGGGAAGAGCACGUCUGCUCGUCGAUGCUGAUGGAUGCCCACCAGCGGACUUUGACGAGGGAAAAGAGAACAGAGCCAUGCCCGUCUUCUGGCCUAAGGUGCUCGGUCGGUCACGAGCUAAGCUUGUGGAGGAGCUCUGCCGAAAUAUACAGCACUUCCAGUGCAAAUACACUCUAGCUCCCUUUUACAAUAGUGAAGCAGCACUUUUUCGAGAGUAAAGAUAUGGUCGCAUGGUUUCGUUUCGC
Messenger RNA from Microdochium trichocladiopsis, 953 nucleotides. Its product is annotated as replication factor A protein 3. Bases 340 to 663 code for a protein of 107 amino acids. The record is from RefSeq and is a predicted model, not a curated record. The transcript is spliced from 3 exons. Lineage: Eukaryota; Fungi; Ascomycota; Sordariomycetes; Xylariales; Microdochiaceae. Gene Ontology annotation, molecular function: damaged DNA binding; single-stranded DNA binding. Gene Ontology annotation, cellular component: nucleus; DNA replication factor A complex; site of double-strand break. Gene Ontology annotation, biological process: double-strand break repair via homologous recombination; base-excision repair; mismatch repair.